GAAUGAUAUGCCUUUAUAUACAAACACUUGAUGCACAUUUUGAAACAUGAUAUGAUGCGUUUUGAAACAUUUGUUUCCCAGGGUGGAAAGGAACCCAAAUAUAGAAAAAUACUGAUGUCAGAUGUGGUUGUAACGAGGAAAAGGGACCUAUUUUCUGGUCGUAAAUGGAAUUUUGUAGAUGUGAUGAUGGGUGGGUGGAUCUUAAGUGUUCAUUUGCUAACAUGUUUUGCACCAUUUACGUUUACUUGGGGUGCUUUUUGGGUAGCAUUUUGUUUCUACGUGUUGUGCGGGAGUGGUAUAACAUUUUCCUAUCAUCGAAAUCUAGCACACCAUAGUUUCAAGUUACCAAAAUGGCUUGAAUACACGUUUGCUUAUUUCGCAGUUCAUGCUGCUCAGAGGGACCCAAUAUUUUGGGUGAGUAUACAUCGAUCUCACCAUCAGUAUGUAGAAUCCGACAAAGAUCCACACUCUCCCACUUUUGGGUUUUGGUUUAGUCAUAUAGGUUGGCUCUUUGACAACAGCUACCUUAUUGAGAAGUAUAAAGAACGUAAAAACGUAGAAGAUCUAAAGAGCCAAUUAUUCUAUCGAUUCAUCAGAAGAACCUAUUCAUGGCAUAUUCUUGGAUUUGCUGCCAUUGUGUAUGCUUUGGGUGGUUUUUCCUAUCUUGUUUGGGUUGUGGGUGUGAGAAUCACAGUGACCUACCACUUGACGUUUCUAGUGAAUUCAGCUUGCCAUAUAUGGGGAAGCCAAGCCUGGAACACCGGUGAUUUUUCCAAAAACAAUUUGUGGGUGGCAUUAUUUACUUUUGGAGAAGGGUGGCAUAACAAUCACCAUGCAUUUGAAUAUUCAGCCCGAUUUGGCUUAGAAUGGUGGCAACUUGACCUGUGUUGGUGUUUUAUACUGUUUCUUGAAAAGGUAGGGUUAGCGACCAAUGUUAAAUUGCCGAGUGAAUCUCAUAAGGCUAAGAGAUCCUUUGCAUCUGGGAACAAGUUCAAGUAAUCCAACAGCCAUGAAAUCAAAUAUAGUUUCAUAUACUAAGCGUGUGAAUUAAUAUUUGCAUUGGAGAUAAAUUCAAUUUAUGGUCACUUUUGUAAUAAUUUAUAUAUUCUUUUGUGAUUUAUAAAGCAAUCCUAUAUGUAUUAUGAUAAAUUAAUAAUGGGAACUUGUAAUACAUAAUUUCAAGUCUUGCAUACCAUGUAUUUUGGAGUUUUUAGUGAU
Molecule: messenger RNA, 1218 nt
Organism: Lactuca saligna
Lineage: Eukaryota; Viridiplantae; Streptophyta; Magnoliopsida; Asterales; Asteraceae
Source: the annotation of a GenBank genome assembly